AUGAAGAAAAAAAGAGAUAAUCUUAAGGUAUGGUAUGAUGCAUUACAAGAUUUUGAAGUGAAUAAUAAAAGUAAAUACAAUCUAACCAAGGAUGUAAUUCACCGCAGACUAAGACCUGAACCUGAAAUUAUUGAACAUAUUUUAGAGGAAUUAGAAAAUAAAAUAAGGCAUUAUUUUAAUCUAUUUAAGUUAGAAAAAGAAAAAAGAACUUCUGCAGAAAAAAACAAUUAUUAUUUACAGGAAGAAAUAGCUAAGGCUUAUGAGGCAUUCGAAAAAAAUAAAAUUUAUACGAUGAAACUUGAAGAAAAGCUAAAUAAUAUAAAAGAUAAUCAAAGUUCUUUAAUUGACACGGUACGCCGUAUAGAUUUAUUAUAUAUACAGCUUGAUACACUGGUUCAAUCUUUUGCAGGUAUUUGCACACAAACAGCUACGGAGGUAUCAGAGAAUAGUAGUAAUAUAGAAAAGAAGAGAGAUACAAUAAAAAUGUUAUUAGAUUAUAUAUAUCCAUGUAGAACACUUGAUCCUCGUAUUAAUUCAUUAUAUGGAUUGUUGUAUUAUCAAGUUAUUGGAUUAUUAGAAGAUAGUAAAUAUUCAUGUCCACCAAUUCCUCCUAUACCCCCAAUUGUGCCAUCUCAAAAUGAUGGCUGGUUACCUCCAUCACAUUUUCCCCAUGAUAACAUUGAUCAUAUGAGUGUUUUCAAAGAAAACAGUUUUUCAGAUAUGGUAAAGAGAAAUAAGGAAGAAAAUGAUAAAAUUAGUAGAAUGAGAUCAAAUAAUAUGGUAGAACAUGAAUUAGAAAAAAAUACUAAAAAUUAUGAUGAUUCCAUUAUUCCUAGGGAUUUAUUAGGAUUUGAUAUAAAAAUUGGCUUAGUAGAAAUUAAUUAUCCGUUAGAAAAUCCCAAAAUUGUUUGCGUAGUAAGAUAUAAUCACGAAACUUCAUAUUCUGCUAUUCAAAAUAGUAAAAGAGUUACAAAACCUAAAAAUCCUGAUGAUAUAAUAAACAGUGAAAAAUACAUAUUUAAUGUUGAUAAUACUAUCAAUUUAAAUACAUUGCCACAUAAAACACCUGGAGAAAUUCCAAGUUUCAGAAUAGAUGUUCAUGAUGUCAGGGGAAAAUUAUUAGUAGGAACAUCAAAAUGUUCUUUUAUUAGUGAAAAAACAUUAAUAAAAAAUUGCCCAUGGGAUAUUUAUUCAAGAAUAGAUAAAAAUAAUCCAGAAAUAAUAGGAAAAAUGUAUGUAUCUGUAUAUCAGUAUCCUAGUAAAUCCAUAUUACCAGCGGAAUUAUUUAAGCAAGUGAAGCAAAGCAAAUUCUCAGAUAUUUCAAGUCUAAACACAUCUCCAACAAUUUUACAAAAGGUACAAAAAACUCCAAUUAAUAAUACAAAAAUAGGAUUAAAAGGAAAAUUAAUUACUAAAAAAAGCAUUGUUUUAAGUAAGGAUGCCGUAGAAAAGUCUGGAUUACAAAAAGUUGGAGAGCAUAAAGUUCAAACAAAGCUGCUAAUAAUUAAAAAUAACAAUAAUGCACCUAUUCAAAGAGGGAAAAAAGUUUCCUUUAAACCUUAUACUUCUAAAAAAGAGAUAGAAGGAUUAAAAACAGAAAAAGUCAAAGAAGUAAAUGAAACAAAUGCUAAGGAAAAGGUAAAGGAGUUUGAAAAGGGAAUUUAUAAAGGGAUAAUUAAAGAUAAUAACCAUAUCAAUAAUAAUAAUCCCACUAUUACUAAUAAUAAUACUAACAAAAAUAUUAAUAAUAAUACUAAUGAUAAUAGUAACACUGAUAAUAAUAGUAAUACUGAUAAUAAUAAUAAUAAAAAUGGUAAUACUACUACUUCUACUAAUAAUAAUAUAGAUAUAAAAAAAGUGCAAAAUGUUGUAGAUAAUCAAGAAAAAAAUAAACCAUCUAAUGUAAAAAAUAUUAUAAAAAACUUGACGGAAAAGAUUGAAUUAAAAAAGGCAGAUACUCCAUCAAUUACUUUAAAAAGUGUAGUAAAAACAGAAACUAAUAAAGACAAAAAUGAUUAUAUGUUAAGUAAAUUAGAAAAAAAGAAAUCAAUUGAAAAUAAAAAAUAUUCUUUAAAUAAUAAGGAAAUUGUGGUAAGUGCUGAAAAAAUAGAAGAAGGAAAAAAAAUUAAAUCACCAUUAUAUCAAAAAAAAGAAAUACUUAUAAAACCCAAAGUUACAGAAAAAAUAGAUAAUGUAGAUAAUAAAACAAAAAGCAAUCCUCCAAAUCUUAAAGAUACUGCUAAAAUUAUAAUUAAACCAUCCCUUAAAAUAAAAGUUGAACCUAAAAAAGAAAAUUUAAAUAAACUAUUGAAUAAAACUAUUCCAAAAAUUCUACCUAUUGAGAAACAUGAAAAUAAAGAAUUGGGAAUUAUUAAGAGUUCUAAAGAAAGUUUAAAUAAAGAAGUAGAAAAUAAAAAAUACAUUUCUACUAUUGAGACAAAAAGAAGUAAAAGUUUUUCAAAAAAAUCUGAAAAUGAAAAAAGUGAGGCAGUUAUAUCUGAAAAACAAAAGGAACAUGAAAUUAAAAAAACGUCCAUUUUUAAACUGAAUUUUGGAAAGAAAGAACCAAGUGAAACUAAAAAGAAAUUUUCUAUUUUUAAGUUCCGAACCCCCCAAAGUAUGGAAUCACAAAAAAGAGAAACAAAUACAAAAAGUGUUGAAAUAUCAAAAAUUAUGAAAGAGCCAAUCACAAAAAAAGAUCCACCAAUUUCACAAACAAGCUUAGAAAAUGACCAAUUAAAAAAAAUUUUAGAAGAUGCUAAAAAAAAAUCUAUAUUUAUUGAUAAAAGUAAAAUACAAAUAAAAUUAUUCAAAAAGGUAGAACCAAAAAAGGAAAUUAAGAAGUUUGUUCCAAAACUUAAAAAUUUUUGA
This is a messenger RNA of Plasmodium relictum, 2871 nucleotides long. RefSeq names its product conserved Plasmodium protein, unknown function. The transcript has 3 exons. NCBI's taxonomy places the organism in Eukaryota, Apicomplexa, Aconoidasida, Haemosporida, Plasmodiidae. The record is from RefSeq and is a predicted model, not a curated record. The coding region runs from base 1 to 2871 and encodes 956 amino acids.